Corticium candelabrum is the source of this 16583-nucleotide messenger RNA. RefSeq names its product reelin-like. Gene Ontology annotation, biological process: central nervous system development; neuron migration. The record is from RefSeq and is a predicted model, not a curated record. The transcript is spliced from 41 exons. Gene Ontology annotation, molecular function: lipoprotein particle receptor binding; calcium ion binding. Bases 923 to 16378 code for a protein of 5151 amino acids. NCBI's taxonomy places the organism in Eukaryota, Metazoa, Porifera, Homoscleromorpha, Homosclerophorida, Plakinidae.
UUCUGGCUUUAGCAGUCAAGCGGCAUUCUUCCAGCAGUCCGGAUCGCGUUACAUUGAAACGGUCGCUCUCGACCUCCGAAAUGCCAAAACGCUGUCAUUUCGUAUUCUGAUUGGCGGUACUUCAUCCAGUACGUGUGAGACAGCAGACGUUGGAGAAGAUGUGGUCGUCGAGUAUAAAUUGCAAAGCUCAAGUACGUUUACUCAAAUACGGACACUGAAUUACAACGACUAUCUCACAGCUAAGACUGUCACCAUCACUUUGCCUACAGUCGUGAAGACAUCUAGUACUGUUUUGCGUUGGCGUCAGUUGUCAAACACUGGCUCUAACUUUGACGAGUGGGCACUCGAUCAUGUUCGCAUUAUCGGCGCUACUCCAGUCUCCCCACCGGUACCGUUACCAAUUACAGGAACGGCUCUGUUUAGCGAAGACUUCUAUCCACGACCAACGUUCGGUGGUACAAAGUGGCUAUCAAUUUCCGGUGGCACUAUCGCUACUCCAGACUGUGGCAGUAUUGAUCUUGCUGGCUACAGCUCACAAGCAGCCUUCUUUGGAUUGAGCGGCACCAGAUAUAUUGAAACGCAACUUCUAGAUUUGUCAUUUGCUCAAACUCUGUCAUUUCGCGUACGUAUUGGUGGUGCAUCCGGGUGUGAAACAGCUGAUUCGGGAGAGGACGUAGUUGUUGAAUAUCGAGUCCAAUCCUCAUCAUCUUACAAUCAAAUUAUUAAACUGGAUUAUAAUAAGUAUACAGAUGCUACAACGGUUACAGUUGCCAUACCAGUUACUGCUCAAAGCAAAGCAUCCUACAUUCGUUGGAGGCAGUUGUCAAAUAGCGGUUCCAAUUUUGAUGAAUGGGCUCUCGAUCACGUUCGCAUUUAUGGAUCUGCGUACAACCGUAAUUAUCUAGUAGAAUUUAAGCUUUGCAUGGGAUGCGGUAUUCCUUACACACAGCAGCAGUCUGCUAGCUAUGAUGUCCAACUGGAAUAUUCCGUCAAUUUUGGUCAGACUUGGGCCCUUGUUGAGGCAGGCUGUCAACCCGGUUCUUCUUCUUGUACUCAGGCUUUGAUAAACAGUCAAUACUCAUCGUUUCUCUUCACAAAGUGGAGGCGUUUAUCAGUCUUGCUUCCUGCAUCUGCCAUUUCAAAUCACACAGAAAUCAGAUGGAGACAGCCAUCAACUGCUGUAGGCUUACAAUGGGCUAUUGAUGAUUUGUAUCUUGGUAUCCAAUGUCCUGGAUUGUGCAAUGGUCACGGAAGCUGUACGAAACCACGAGGACACUAUCAGGGUCUGGUGUGUGGUGGUAAUAGUGACGGUCAGCCGUGUGCCAAGUCAUUUACAUACGCCAACAACACAUAUCACGGGUGUACACGGGCUGGACGAGAAUCGAUCGACAAUCAACUGUGGUGUUCAACAACUUCCAAUUAUGACGCAGACGGAAAAUGGGGCUACUGCAUCUGCGGUGUGUGUCAGUGUGAUUCUGGAUACAGUGGGAAGUCAUGCGAGACAGUCACUCAGAAUCGGCCGAGCUUUUUCAACGAAUCGUUUGAAGAUGAUUUGUCAAGCAGCAAGUGGGGAUGGAUUGCUGGAGGCUCGACCGGCAUCACAUGUGGUACUGUAGAGUCGGGCAACUCUAUGGUGUUUAAUUUAGGGAGAUCUCGUCUCCUAGAGACGGUUGACUUGGAUCUUACCUCGGCGACUGCCCUGCAAUUUACUAUCCAAGUUGGCUCGAGCAGGACUGGCUGUGCACGUCCAACAGACAACACAGAGGACAUCUAUCUACAAUAUUCAAUAAAUGGAGGAGUGACAUGGAACUUGAUGAAAACGUUUGCUUACAACAGUGGUGCGAAUCCAUCUCAGCAAAACAUUGUUUUGAUCAAUGCAACGAAGACACCAUCGACAAGAAUCCGGUGGUACCAACCAAAAGCUAGUGGAUCCAACUUGGAUGUGUGGGCUCUAGACGACGUCUACAUUGAUUCUGCGCUUACUACUCUUCCAUUUGCAGACACGUUUGAUCCCAUCAGUCAAGAGCUGUGGAAGUUUUACCCAGGAGCUAGGGUCGAACCUUUCUGCUCUAGUAUUACUAAUACUUUGCAUUUUUCAUAUUUGUACGCUGCUACAUCUCGUUAUGCCAGCACCUCAACAUUGACACUGACGAGCUCUACUUAUAUCCAGUUUGAAAUUGUUGUCGACUGUGCUCAGACCAUUUCAUCGAGUACUGCUUAUGUAACUCUUCAGUUCUCUACUGACAGUGGUAGGAGUUGGAGAACACUAGACAACGGUUGUUCUCCACUCUCUACUGGCUGUGGCUCAUACAGGCGGCAGUCUAUUUACCGAUCUGGACUGUUUAGUAAGUGGAGAAGAGUGAGUAUGUUGCUUAAAGACACGCAACUGGCAAGCUCUUCUUCAUUAAAUGUUCAACUGAGGUGGAUGGGAUAUUCAUCAAGCACUGCAUACGAAUGGGCCAUUGACAAUGUGUAUAUGGGUGAAGGUUGUCCUGGUCUCUGUUCUGGCCACGGUCGCUGUAGUUUCAACUCAACGUGUGUGUGUGAUUUUGGCUACACGGGGUUACAAUGCAGUUUCUACAGUGUCAGCAAACCAACACAAAUCAAAGAACGCUUUGAUCAGACUGUAUUGUCAUCUCUAUCGUUUACAGGCGGUCGACUGGGUAGUGACUGUGGUGUGGUAGCAUCUAGCAGUGCAAUGACAUUCAAUCUGGCUGGUGAACGUGAGAUAGUGACAGCCGAUAUGAACGCUUCAAAUGUACGCUUAAUUCAAUUCACUUACAUCACUGGCUCGUCAUCCUCGAGUAGUGUUUGUGCUGCAAUGAGAUAUAAUAGCCAAGUUCCAAUUGUUGACUACUCGACAGACGGUGGCAUCACCUGGACAGUUCUACAAGAUUUAAGAUAUUAUUACACGUACAGAUCGGUGUCAGUCAUCAAUAUUGCUGUACCUGUUGCUGCUAGAACGACGUUCACUCGCUUUCGUAUGUGGCAAUUUGGUGUGUUUAGAGCGGGUGAAGCUGCUUGGGCGAUCGACGACCUGUUGAUCGGUGGUUACGACAGAGUGAAUGGCUCACAAUUGCUUGAGAGUUUUGAUCCUAUUGAUGAGAGCAACUGGGUGUUUUACCCAGGUGGGCAAGUUGUCACGGGCAACUGUAGUGCUGUAUCUCCUGUGUUGUACUUUGAUGGUACCGGUGGAGGUCAACAGUAUGCCACUACUAAGAUUUUCACUGUAACCAUAAGACCAGUUAUCGCGGUCAAUGCUUCAUUUGAUAACUCUCUUCCAUCCGGAUGGUCUGCAACAGGCGGACAGUUGUCUUCUCAAUGUGGCAGUGUUGACAGCGGAAACGCCAUAGUGUUUCGGAAUGCUGGCUCAAGGCAACUGACUACAACAGACAUAGACACUACCCUAGCGAACGAAGUUCAAUUCUAUUUAUUGAUUGGUGGAGAUCCACUAAAAGGACGCUAUUGUGAUAAUGCAGAACAGUUGACAGAAAGUGUAGAGUUCUACUAUUCAACUGAUUCGGGUCAAAACUGGACUCUUUGGGAAACAUAUCAGUUUAACCAAUACAAGGAUCCUCAGAAGGUAACAGAAACUCUACCUGACACAGCAAGGACGCCUGCUACACGUUUAAGAUGGGUACAGAACAGCAAUGACGGACACGACACGGAUGUGUGGAGUAUCGAUAGCAUUGUUGUCAUCCAAGAUGUCAACACAGCUCGCUAUGUCGCACAAUUCGACAUCAACGUUGGCUGUGGACAAUACACGUCAUCCAACAGUGGCAGUAUCUCAUUUGAUUUUAUUGCGCAUGACUCGACUGUUACAAAAUGGAGUAACGUAGAGCAAGAGUGUGUACCCGGAUCAUGCACUUCUAAGAUUUAUCAAAAGUCUUCAGUUUACUACAGCAGCAGUGGCAGCAGCAGCAGUAGCAGUGGGAGAAAUGACGGAUGGCAGCGUGUGACUAUUGCCUUGCCUCCUGUUGCUGUUACUCAAGCCAGUCAGUUUCGUUGGUAUCAGUCGUUGUCAUCGUCGGUACCUUGGGCAAUUGACGAAAUAUAUAUCGGUCACGAUUGUCCAUUGUUUUGCUCUGGACAUGGUCGGUGUAUGGCAGGAAGUUGUGUUUGUGAUGUUAGCUAUACGGGAUAUGACUGCAGCGUAUCAAUGAAUUUGCCUUCUGAGCUGAAAGACGACUUUACUAGUGGCAUAGUUGACCCCAACAACUGGUUAUUGUAUCAAGGUGUUACCGGAACUCAGCCUGUUCGCUGUGGUCCCGUUUCUGGACCAAGUGCUCUUCUAUUUGCUGAUUCUGGACCUCGUCAAAUCAUCUCAGUAGACAUGAACACUACGGAUACACAGUAUCUGCAAUUUCGUAUUCGUAUCGGUACCUACACAUCAUCGUCCACUACUUGUAAUGUAGUCGACAGCCAAGAUGAAGGAGUCUUAGUCCAUCAUUCAAAUGAUGGAGGAUUAACGUGGCAACUACUGAAGGAAUUGGCUUACAACGCUUACACAAGCCCUGGUUAUGUUGUUGUCGACCUCCCUACUGGUGCUCGCAGCACUGCAACUCGAUUUCGAUGGUGGCAACCGCAUAAUCAAGGAUUAAACAAAGAUGAGUGGGUACUGGGUGAUGUUUUUAUCGGUGGUAUUGCUACCAACAAAGUGAUUUUAGAAGAGAGGUUUGAUCCAAUUGAUGAUGGUAACUGGCUCUUCUAUCCCAAUGGUCAAGUACAAUCAUAUUGCUCAAACAGAGCUCCUAAUGGUACAACGACAGGCAACGCAAUAGUUUUUGGAGGCAGUGUGGGUCAACGCUUUAUCUCAACACGCGAUCUCGUGGUAUCGUCCACUACCAAAAUAAUUUUUGACUUGAACAUCGGCUGUGGUAGCGAUUUCAGCUCGGAUCAAUACAACGUACAAUUGCAAUAUUCAACAGAUCGUGGCAAGACGUGGUCUUUGCUUAGCAACAGUUGCAAUCCAGGCAGUUCUCUGUGUGGUAGUAAUUACUACACAGCAACCUCAUAUCGUGCAGGGGAGUUUAGAGACUGGAGACGUGUAUCGGUUUCUCCUCCUCCUGCAGUGGUUGGUAGUCAGACGAGAUUCCGUUGGUAUCAGUCGUCGUACUCUACCGCAUAUACUUGGGCCAUUGACAAUGUAUUCAUUGGAGCCGCUUGUCCCAGUUUCUGCAAUGGACAUGGACAGUGUCGGACCAACUCAAAUAACACGGAUUUGGUUUGUGAUUGCGAUUAUGGUUACGAAGGGUUCGAUUGCAGGCCGAUUGUCGAACCACCGACGUCAAUUUCUGAAGACUUUGAAAGUCAGAUUACCUUACAAAACAACUGGUUGUUGUUAGAGGGAGGAGACAUCGGCACUCGGUGCGGCAUCAUUGCUGCAGGAAACUCAUUUUCGUUUUAUAAGGCGGGUUCUCGCUUGGCACUAACACGAGAUCUUAAUCUGACAGCUCAAACAUAUAUGUUGUUCUAUAUUCAAAUGGGUGGAGGCGCUUGUAGUCGACCGUCUUCACAGUCUGAAAGCGUAAUCUUGCAAUACUCGAUUGAUGGCGGUGUCACUUGGACAAGUGGUCUUGUCAUUCAAUAUAACCAAUAUACGACUGCCGACUACGUGCUGUACAUACUACCUGCCGUAGCCAGGACAGUUUCCACUCGUUUCCGGUGGAUACAGUUAUCAAACUCUGGUACCAAUUCUGAUAUUUGGUCAAUCGACAAGAUUUACAUCGGUGGCAAUCUACCAUAUGCAUUCAGUUUGUAUGACAGUUUUACGCCAGACAUCGAUCUAUCCCAGUGGUCAUACAACGUGAAUGGGCACAAUGGAUCGUAUUGUAAUCGUUCUAAUACUUUAGUCUUUGACAACUCAAAGGGCUACGGAGGCUCUAGGAGUCUCAUCACUCAACCAUUAUACCUCAACGCCACGUCGUCUAGCAAAUUUGUUCAGUUCUGGUUGAAUAUCGGCUGUGGAGCAAACCAAGGCUCGGGAAGGUCGUAUUAUGUUCAGUUGAGAUAUGCACUGGGCUCCAGGCUAUUUCAAUCUGUUGUGAACCAGUGCUUGUAUGGUCAGUGUAGUACCGGUGACUAUGAUUAUGGCACGUCUUAUUCAUGGUUGCUAUUCCAAUCGUGGAGACGUGUGACCGUCCCACUGCCGACUGCUGUCCUCUCACCGAGUACUGUACUAAGUUGGUCUCAAACUAGAUUUACUUCCACGUCAUCUUGGGCUAUUGCAAACGUAUAUAUUGGUGAUGGUUGUCCUAACAUGUGCUCCGGACAUGGUAAUUGUACCGCUCUGGGAACUUGUGAUUGCGAUCCCGGCUUUGGAGGUUCCAGUUGCGUACCAGUGGUUCCGAAUUCUAUUCCAAAGCAGUUUAAGGAUGACUUUGAUAGUGGUUCGUUGUCUUCCACGUUAUGGACGGCUGUCAGUGGUGGCACAAUUGGCACACUUUGUGGCACUGUCGGAACCGGUCAGUCGCUCUACUUCAGUGGCAGUGAAUUACGAUUGGCUGAAACGGCGGACAUUAACGUUACCACAGAAGCAUUUAUUCAGUUUGAAGUUGUUAUUGGGAAGGGUGGUAGUUGUGAGACUGCAGACAGUAAUGAGGACGUCUUGCUGCAGUAUUCGACCAAUGCUGGAAUUACUUGGAAGCUAGUCACCGUUCUUAGAUAUAAUUUAUUCAGGUCAUCAACACUGUUCUUUCAGAACCUUCCCAUAGGAUCUAGAACCAACAGUACACGCUUCCGUUGGUGGCAGUCACAACAUAGCGGUUCUUGUUGUGAUCACUGGGCUAUUGAUGAUGUCUUCAUUGGAGUUUAUCCGGCAAACUUGACUGAAAUUGUAGAAAAUUUCAAUCCACUCAAUGUCGAUUAUUGGACUUACUAUCGAGGCUCUACAGUCGGUAGUAGCAUUUGCUACAAUCAUAUCUAUGCUCCGUCACUGCAGUUUUACGGACCGGGCAGCGACCGUUCACUUGUUAGUGGUAACAUCAUUGUUUCAUCUGGGGCUAUCAUUCAGUUUUCUAUGGUGAUGGGUUGCAACUCGACAUUUACAUAUAACAAAGCUAUACAACUUCAGUAUUCUUUCAACGACGGAAAUUCGUGGCGGUCUGUCAAGGACGUGUGUAGAACGAGCGGGCAGACUUGCUCACCGGUUGACUUUGAAAGCAAUUACUACUUUGAUAGCUUUAGAAAUUGGAGAAGAAUAACAGUAGCACUAAGCAGUUCAAUCACAGCUCUUAGGUCUCCUGUACAGUUUCGCUGGAUUCAACAGCUUCCUAUUUAUGCCAACGAAUACUGGGCAGUCGAUAAUAUCUACAUCGGUUCGAACUGCUCUGCUGGUUGCAAUGGCCAUGGACAGUGCACCGGCGCAGGAAACUGUAUUUGUGAUGUUGGAUAUUCGGGUCCAAACUGCUCUGUCAUUGUGGAUAUUUUACGUACAACAUUUCAACAAGAUUUCGAAUCCUCUCUUUCUCCCAAUGACUGGCUACUGGUUGUAGGAGGUCACGUGGGUCGGGAUUGUGGUGUAAUUGCAACCGGCAAUAGUUUAGUCUUCAACAGCGGGAUCCAUCGUCAAGCCAUCACUGUAGACAUGAACACACUCGCUACCAAAGGUUACCAAUUUACUCUCAGAUUAGGAGGAGGCUCAUGUAGGAGGCCUACUAGUGGUCAAGGGAUAGCAUUCCAAUAUUCUACAAAUGGUGGCAUUACUUGGACGACACUACAAACUUUCCAAUACAACAGUGCCUUAACACCAACUGUGAUCUCUGGACUCUUACCGUUGAGUGCUCAAUCGUUGUCAACCAGAUUCCGUUGGCUGCAGCCAUCAAACAGCGGUGGCCCUAAUUAUGAUGUGUGGUCUAUUGAUGAUGUGUUUAUUGGUUCUGGUGUGUUUGGUAACUUUUUCGAGACAUUUGAAGAGCGUAGAGCUUUCAUACUUGCAUCAGGCAAGUGGGUGACCUUGGGUGCCGGAUCAACUGCUGUAAAUGUGUGCUCGCGAAAGUCUCAAGUUUUGCUCCAAAACGUAACGAGCAUUGCUGCUGUUCAGACAGGACCGAUAACUAUUAAUAUGACUGGACCAUAUGAAGUACAAUUCGAUCUGCUUUUGAGAUGUCGCGGUUCGUACGGUCAGAUAAAUCCUGUCAUCGUUGAAUACAACACGAAUGCUGGAAUUGGUACAGCGUGGAGUAGUCUCAGGCCUCAGUGUUAUCCAGGAGAUAGAAGCUGCAACAACAAUCCAAAUCUCUAUGCUCGUGCGACGACAUAUUACUCGACAGAAUACAAAGAGUGGAGAAGGGUUAUCGUUCCUUUACCUGUAUUGUCUGUGGGAACGUCAAUCAGCUUGAGAUGGCGACAAGCACACACUUACCGUGACACUCCAUGGGCAAUUGAUAACUUAUACAUUGGUGGGUCUUGCCUGAACUUGUGUUCAGGUCAUGGCACUUGCCAACCUGAUGGUACCUGCUUAUGUGACAGCGGAUUUGGUGGUACUAGUUGCAGUCCAACACAAACGUUGCCAACAGAAUUGAAAGAAGAGUUUGAGGAUGAUCUGCUAAGGAGCAAGUGGAGUUCUAUGAUUGGGGGUUCCUUAGCAACGGGUUGUGGCCCUCUUGCUAAUGGGAAAACAUUGUAUUUUUCAGAGGCCGGACUUCGUGAAGUGAUCACCGUUGAUCUGGAUACUCGUCGUGCCACGUUUGUUCGUUUCUAUAUUCGUGUAGGAGGAACGUCCACGUCUAGCUCUGACUCUUGUGACCGAACUGACAGCAAUCACGAGGGCGUCGUAUUCCAGUAUUCCAAAGACGCAGGCGUGUCGUGGCGAUUCUUGUAUCUCUACGCCUACAAUUUGUAUCGUAGUAAACAACUAGUUGAACUUUCUUUGCCAACUGAUGCCCAAGAUGAUGGAGUUCGUUUCCGAUGGUGGCAACCGUAUAACAGUGGGGCAAAUCAAGACGAAUGGGCUCUAGACAACUUGUAUAUUGGAGGUGGUGGUACUUCAGCUCGUUAUUUGUAUGAAACCUUUGACCCCAUCACAAGCAGUCAGUGGUUGUUCACUCCUAGUGCAGUAGUGGAGCAAUACUGUGGCUCAUCUGACAACGCUCUCGUCUUCAAGUCAGGCACAGAUGGAGCACAACACGAUGCCAUUACUCAGACACUUCGACUCUCACGAGGCGAUGUCAUUCAGUUCGAGAUCAACGUUGGUUGUGGCAGUAUCAGCGGUCAGGCUUCACCGAUUAUUCUGAACUAUGAAAACAAUUCUGGCAAACCUGUUUCUCAGCUCACUGCAUUUUGUGGGCUUCAGGAACAGUUGGCAACAUCUUGUCAACCUGAUCUUGGCUCUGUGUAUUAUGCCGAUGGACUGUACAGCAAUUGGGGAAGAGUGAAUCUUAUCAUUCCUGACGAUGCAAUCUCCAAUCAAACGACGUUCCUGUGGCAACAGAGUUCAACUGCGACUAGUGCAACACCGACUUGGGCUAUUAAUAACGUCUACAUUGGACCUCCUUGCCCUAAUAUGUGCAGUAAUCAUGGUCGUUGUGUGUUGAACGGCACAUUGCCGUAUUGUAUAUGCGAUCCCGGAUACAGUGGCAAUGAUUGCUUCACUGCUGCCAUUCCUCGUCGUGUAACACUGAAAGAUGACUUUGAGAAGGGCUUGGACAGUAGUAAAUGGUUGUUUAUUGGUGGUGAUAUUGGGACUGGCUGCAGUACACUGUCAUCAGGUAAUUCAUUCUAUUUCAGUCAAGCAGGAAUCAGAGCGGCAAGAACAGUGGAACUUGAUUUGACAAACACACGGUUGUUACAGUUUUAUAUUCGCAUUGGCAGCAGCAGUACUAGUAUUUCGAACCGAUGUGAUUCCUCUAAUUUGCCAAACGAAGGAGUUCUUCUUAUUUACUCUCUCAACGGUGGAAUUACGUGGUCAUUCUUUAGACGUUACACGUAUAAUGGAUAUAGGACACCGAUGUUUGCUCAAUUGCUGUUGCCGAAUACUGUACGGGCACGAUCAGUCAUAUUUGUCUGGUGGCAGCCACAGAACAGUGGAGCAAAUCAGGACGAAUGGGCUAUUGAUGACGUAUACUUUGGUGGCGAAGACGUAAAUCCGAUGACAAUGUCUGAUAAUUUUGAUCCAAUCAAUGAGAACAACUGGGUGUUCUACCAUGGCGCCACAGUCGGCACCUAUUGCCGUUCCACCAGUCGUGCUCUUGUGUUUAGUGGUUCAUCGUCAGUAAGAUCAGCUACUACCAGAGAGCUUCUCUUAAAACGAUAUUCUACGUCAGUCUAUACAUGGAAUGGUGACACUGAUACGAAAUCUUCAUUUUACGAACUGAGUGGUGGAGCUUUAGGACGGCCAUGUACAUCGAGCGGUACUGCCAAUGUGAUUCUAUUCAAUGGAGGAAACGCUCAAGGAACUAUAACGAGACAAUUGGUCACCAAUGACUACAGCACGACAUCUGCCGACUACAUCUCAUUCAAUAUUGUCAUUGGUGGAACCUCCUUCCUGUGCGAACCUGCUGACAAUCCAUCAGAGAGCGUGAAACUUGAAUUCUCGACAGACAAAGGCAACAGUUGGACACAACUUAAAGACUUGGCAUACAAUGGUUACGGAUCCUACAGCACUGUCCUCAUCAAUCUACCAAAUACUGCAAAAACGAAUGCGACUCGAUUCCGCUGGAGGCAAGCAAGUUAUAGUCAACAGGGUUCUGACACGUGGGCAAUAGGCAACAUCACAAUUUCUUCAUUUGAUCCACCUCCCAACUACCAGUUGCAAUUUGAUUUGAUAUUUAGCUGUAAUGGCAGCGAUGUGUCUGUCAAUUCGUACGUUGAGUUGCAAAUGUCAAACGAGGCCACUACAACUUGGACGACGGUCAACACGUACUGUCUUCCUCCCGGUGGUAGCAGUUCAAAACUACCUACCUGUCAGUCGUCUAGAGACUUGGCCUCUCCGAGUCGUUGGUUCUGGCAUGGAAAUGACCUGUGGAGUAGAGUAACAGUGUCACUAAUGACAACAUCUGUGCAACUUACUGAACGUACGCGAUUCAGGCUCAUACAGGGUGGCGGUAGUUACUCUCCAAGCACUCAACCGUUUGCCAUUGACAACGUCGAGAUUGGCCCAAGUUGUCCGAACUUCUGUUCGGGACACGGACUAUGUGUGAGUGGACGUUGUGUUUGCGAUUUUGGCUAUUUGGGCUCGUCUUGCCGUACAGUGGCCGGUGGCUUUAGCCAUACUUUGACUGAUUUGUUUGAUAGUCCAUGGGAUCUGCGUAAACGAGCUCAAUGGGCGUCUGUCAUUGGUGGUAGUAUUGGAACACCGUGUUCGUCGUCAGUUGGCAGCUUGAUUGUAAUGAAUGGAGUGUCGGCACUUCGUCAGAUUAUGACAGUUGAUCUUGACACUCGCUUCUUAAGCACUUUCCAGUUUACUUUUGUUUUGGGUGGGGCCGGGUGUGAUGCAGCCAGGAAAGGACAGGAUGUUUAUCUGAGCUAUUCGAAAAAUGGUGGUGUCACCUGGUCACAAAUCAUGAUAUUUGGCUACUUGCAGUACAGGAAUUUGCAAACAUUUAACAUCUCUGCUACUUUGCCUGCCGAUGCCAGAGGAAACGGUGUUCGCUUCCAAUGGACACAGUACCAAAAUGAUGGGGCAAAUAGAAAUGUUUGGACAAUCGAUGACAUUAUGAUCGGCGGCAGCUGUUUGACUAACAAUUGUCAGAACAAUGGAACGUGUACUGAAGACGGCAUUGGUUCACAUUUCUGUACGUGUCCUCCUGGAUUUUCUGGCUUGCAAUGCGAGCAAAAGAUCAGCCCAUGUUUUGCGGAACCGUGUACAAACGGUGCCACUUGUGUAGACAGUGGCGAUGAUUUUGUCUGUGUCUGUCCUCUUGGCUACUCUGGACGCUUUUGUGAUAUUUCCACGAGUGCGUGUGUGUCUUUCCCAUGUCAAAACAAUGGCACGUGUGAAGAUUUGGCUUUCUACCCAAGCCAUAAGUAUCUUACAGACUCAUGCAUUGGUCGCUGCGGACAAUUCAUUCGAGGUUUGGCAUGCCAAUGUGAUGCCGGCUGCUCACGUUUCUCUCCUGGACUAGGUGGAUGUUGUCCAGACAUUUCAACAUUCUGUGGUGCUAAUGCGACCAGCUACAUCUGCAAUUGUACUGCCGGCUAUGAGGGUCUCAAUUGCGAGAGCCAGAUUGAUUACUGUGCCACGGCUCCUUGUUUGAAUGGUGCUACUUGCAUCUCUACGUUAACAGGUCCAAUCUGUCAGUGUGCUGCAGGUUUCACUGGAACCAACUGUGAUGUAAACAUUGAUGAAUGUGCUUCGAGCCCGUGUCAAAAUUUGGGGACGUGUAUGGAUGCUAUAAAUUCGUAUGCGUGCUCGUGUCCUAAAGGAUACAAUGGAGACUACUGUGAGACAAUGAUUGACUACUGCCUUGCUCAACCUUGUCAAUCUGACUCUACGUGUGUCUCUCUCUUGGGCGGGUAUUCAUGCACGUGUGCGUCUGGCUACACGGGACAAAACUGUACAGACAUCAUAAAUAACUGUGCUUCUUCACCAUGCGCUAAUGGGGGCCAGUGUGUAAAUUUUAUCGGUUUUUAUACGUGUAACUGUGGACUUCGCUUUACUGGCAAGCUAUGUGAAACAGAGAUUCUACCGUGUUCCAGCUAUCCUUGCCUCAAUAAUGCCACGUGUGUAAACAAUGCAGAUGGCAGUUUUGCCUGUCAGUGUCUUUCGGGAUUCAAAGGAAAACAGUGUGAAAUACCUCCACCGACUUGUUCAUCUAACCCGUGUUUGAAUGGCGGAACGUGUGUGUCAUUCCCAUCUGCAUUUACUUGUUAUUGUCCAGGUGGCUUCACCGGUGAACAGUGUGAGACAGAGGUGAACGAGUGUGCGUCUUCUCCUUGUCAGAAUGGCGGUACGUGUUUUGACCGUGUCGGAUAUUUUGAUUGUCAAUGUGUUCCUGGAUUUUCUGACACAUUGUGCAGCACGAAUGUAGAUGAAUGUCGUAUCAAACCUUGCUUAAAUGGUGGCACGUGUACCGAUGGUAUCAACCAGUUCUCGUGCACAUGUCCAAGUGGAUUCACAGGUGAAGUCUGCAAUGCAACUGUUAACAGUUGCUUGUCGAGUCCUUGCAUUCAUGGUGCAUGUAUGUCAUUGGGAAGCCUUGGUUUUAAGUGCAAAUGUGAUCAGGGAUAUUCUGGUGUUCAAUGUGGUACUGAUAUUGACGAAUGUAGUCAAGCACAACAGAAUGGAAGUGUAGCAUGUUACAACGGAAAAUGCAUAAAUGAAAUAGGUCGCUACAGCUGCUCGUGUCUACUUGGUUACACUGGCAUUCGUUGUGAAACAGAAAUCGACUAUUGCUCUUCUAAUCCCUGCGCCAGUGGAGCUACGUGUGUUUCGAAAGUUAAUGGUUACAGCUGUAAAUGUCCUCUGGGAGUAACAGGUCUACUGUGUGAUCAGGACAUUAAUGAAUGCCUCUCAAUCCCAUGUAUGAAUGAAGGAGUCUGUGUCAACAGAAUUGGUGGUUAUGUAUGUAACUGUAAAUCAUCAACUACAGGGGUUAAUUGUGAGACAGAGAUUUCAGCAUGUUUAAAGCAACCUUGUAGGAAUGGAGGCACAUGCACCGACACCAAAUUUGGUGGCUUUCGUUGUACCUGCCCUGGAGGUUUUAAUGGUGUUCGUUGUGAAAAUGCAGUGAAUUUCUGUAAACCGUCUCCUUGUCAAAAUGGUGGCACCUGUGUGAGUAAAGUAGGUGGCUAUACUUGUCAGUGCCUCUUGGGUUACUCGGGAUCGAAUUGCACUCAAUAUACGAGCGGAUGCAUCAGUGACCCGUGUCAUAAUGAUGGUGCUUGCCACGUCUUGUCAGGAGGCGCUUUCCGCUGUGUUUGCGUCGGUAAUUACACUGGGACAUACUGUCAGACUCCAGUCACCGUCAAUCAAUGUGCCAAGAAUCCUUGUAUGAACUUGGGAACAUGUCAGAACAGUGUGGAUGGCAAGUUUAAGUGCUUGUGUACGCCACGCUACAACGGCAAGCAGUGUGAAAACCAGAUCAGUCCGUGCACCUACUACAAUGUCACCUGUAGUGGGCGAGGUCAGUGUAAUGUCAUCGAUCUGCAGUCAUAUACCUACACCUGUCAGUGCCAGAGUGGAUACACUGGUCUCGCUUGUGAGACGAUGAUUGACUACUGCAGUGUACAACAGCCUUGCAAAAAUGGAGCAACAUGCAACACUCUUCUUGGAGGAUACAGCUGUACAUGCCCACAAUAUUACACUGGUACAACAUGUGAUAUUGCUAUCGAUCCAUGUGAUAGCCGUAAGUUUUACUGCCACAACGGAGGAACGUGUCAGGGCAGACCUGGAACAGGAUCAUUUUUCUGUCAGUGCCCUAGUACUUUGUAUGGAGAUCAGUGUGACAAAGACUACAAUGAAUGUAAGAUAACUGCUGGCAUUUGCCAGAACGGAGGACGUUGUAACAAUUAUUUUGGUGGAUAUGAGUGUAUCUGUCCUAUCUUGACAACCGGUCAGCAUUGUGAGACUAUGAUUCCACCACAGUGCUCUCCCAAUCCCUGCCACAAUGGAGGAGUAUGUGCAACGGAGUUGGAUGGGUCAUACUUCUGUUUGUGUGCUCCUGGGUUUACCGGAACGCAGUGCGACACGAACAUUGAUGAGUGCCAAUCAAAUCCUUGUCAAAACAAUGGCAAAUGCAGUGACAGAGACAAUGGCUAUUAUUGCAACUGUGACAACACUGGGUAUGAGGGAGCUACAUGUGAAACACCUAUUCCAACUCCUACUACUCCACCUAAUCCUUGCGGAGAAACGUUGUCAGAAAAUCCUUGUAAGAAUAAAGCAGUGUGUGUUCCAAAUGGAAAGACAUAUACAUGUGUUUGUAUUCCUGGCUACACUGGGCAAAAUUGUAGUGUAGAUAUUGAUGAAUGCAAAUCAUCUCCUUGUCAGAACAAUGGUGUGUGUCGAGACAAACUAAAUCAGUUUCAGUGUGAUUGUGCAAGUACAGGAUUCAGUGGACAGACGUGCUCUGUACCUAUUAUUAAUCCUUGUGGAAAAACAUCGUCAGAAAAUCCUUGUAAGAAUAAUGCAGCAUGUGUUUCAAAAGGAAAGGCAUAUACAUGUAUCUGUGUUCCUGGCUACACUGGGCAAAAUUGUAGUGUAGAUAUCGACGAAUGCCAAUCAUCUCCUUGUCAGAAUGGUGGUACGUGUCAAGACAAACUAAACCAGUUUCAGUGUGAUUGUGCGAAUACUGGAUUUAGUGGACAGACGUGCUCUGUACCUAUUAUUAAUCCUUGUGGAAAAACAUCGUCAGAAAAUCCUUGUCAGAAUAAAGCAGUGUGUGUUUCAAACGGAAAUACAUUUACAUGUAUCUGUGUUCCUGGCUACACUGGGCAACUUUGUGGUAUAGAUAUCAAUGAAUGCCAAUCGUCUCCUUGUCAGAAUGGUGGUGUGUGUCAAGACAAACUAAACCAGUUUCAAUGUGAUUGUACACGUACUGGGUUUACUGGACAGACGUGCUCUGCACCUACCCCAUCUCCAAGUGCUGAACCAACACUGGCUCCUGUGGUUUGUGAUCCAAAUCCAUGUCUGAACAAGGGAAUAUGUAACGAAGGAAGGUGCCAGUGUCCUGAUACAUUUACAGGACAAUACUGUGAUAUUCCAGUUUCACCUUGCCAGCGGAAACCAUGUGGACAAAAUGAAGUAUGCACAGCUAAUGGAGCUGACUAUACUUGCAAGUGCCGUGCUGGCUUUAAUGGCUCCCCUUGUCGUCCACUUGAGUCUUGUGAACCCAACCCAUGUCUUCACAAUGGCAAAUGUACGAUCAGGCCUCAAACUAAUCUUGUUGUAUGUAACUGUGCUGAAGGCUACAGUGGUCCUACGUGUGAAAUCCCACCUACACAGCCUCCUAUAACUCAAUGUCAACCAAAUCCAUGCCGAAAUGAUGGCAUUUGUACAACCAAUGAGCAGACUGGUGCCUUCUAUUGCAAGUGCACGCUUGGAUAUCGUGGAGAUACCUGUGAAUUGGAACCAACUAAAGAACCCCGCAGUCCCGGUGGAGUAUCUGGAGAGAAUUCUGGCAGUAACAGUAGUCUGCCCAUAUGGGUAUAUGUUGUGGCUGCCAUUGGAGGAGUUCUUCUUUUAGUCGUUAUUCUAGGAAUUGUUGUUCUCUACAGAAGACGUGUUGGGGCCUACAAAUUUGAUGGACCUGAUGCUUAUGGGGCAAGCCACUUUCCCAACCCAAUGUAUAGUGAGCAUGACUUUGGAGACGAACGAGCGAAGAGACAACCUAUUGCAUUUGACCAACCUAUCGAUGACAUGGAAGCUGAUCUAAACAACUUUGUUGUGUCUCCGUUUGAUUCUUCGGCAGGUGCAACUGGUGCUCACGCUGAACCAGAGUGAUUAAUGGAACAAAAUCUGCUGUGCUUUGAUUUGCAUAUUAGCAGCAUCUCUGCUUAGUGUUUGGAAACCCGCAGUGUGCAUAGCUUUGAGUCAAUAUUGUUACAUGUACGUCUUGUUUGCUUGAACAAUUAUGCAAGUACAUAUGUUGAGAAAACAUAGCUGAUGGUUGCACAAAACAUAAACAGUACGACUGUAUAACAAAUCA